Parasteatoda tepidariorum (common house spider) is the source of this 1836-nucleotide messenger RNA. Lineage: Eukaryota; Metazoa; Arthropoda; Arachnida; Araneae; Theridiidae. The record is from RefSeq and is a predicted model, not a curated record.
UAGGUUCAGAUAGGAGGCUGUUGUCAGAAAUAUUCAAAUAAAGCUUUAGAAUUGAGAGAUAAAGUUAAAAACAACCGAAUCUGAAUGUUAUGAGAUAGAGAGAAGUUGUAAAGCAGUCAAGAAAUAACAUACAAACAAUUCUCUUUCGACCUUCAAUUACACGAUAAAGACUGUAAUUCUUUGCCAUGUUGGCGAAACUGUCUCGAAAAAAACUUUACCCCUUUUUCCACAAGACAAGAAGCUAGCGAAAAAAAACUUGUAGAAAGUUCUCCAUAAUCAAAUUAGCACCUUCCAGAAGGAAUCAUUAUCGAGCCAUAAAAAUAAUAUGUUAAAAGGACGCGGUGCAACAGAAGGAAAAAGAUAUUAUUCUUAAAGUGAAAACAACUCGAGGAUCUUAAAUCAAUCUUUGGAGAAAUGGCAUUGUUAUCAGCAAAAAGUAUCCGCAUUUUCAAAACAUUCAACUUGUAUGGUUGUUUUUUUGUAUUGGGAUUGUGUGUUGCCAUACCAGGUCCAACAUUAAUUGAUUUGACUCACCUUGUACACACCGACAUAAAGACCAUAGCAUUCAUUUAUGCAGCCCGAUCAGUUGGAUAUCUUGCAGGUUCUUUACUCGGUGGUGUUUUCUUCGAUAUGAUUUCUAGAAAACAGAUUAUUUUGUUCUUCGGUAAUGUUGUCACCACGAUAACUAUGUUUGGAGUUCCCUGGAGCAGACAAAUCAGGACUCUCACCAUAUGGAUGGUAGUAAAUGGUUUAACUUUGGGUGUUCUCGAUACAGGAGGAAAUGUUUGCUGCCUCAAUCUAUGGGGUAAAGAUAGCGGUCCGUUUUACCAGGCACUCCAUUUUACGUUUGGCAUCGGCGGAUUGGUAUCACCUCUUAUUGCUGCUCCAUUUCUCGGUGAUUAUUCAGAUUUCGAACAAUUUUAUGACAACGGAACUCUAGAAACCAACGAGACUUGUUAUCAAAAUCAUACAGAUUUUUCCAACGCUACUUCUGUUGCUAUUCCCAGGGUAACGUGGGCAUACAUGAGCAUCGGCGUCAUCUCCUUUUUCGUAACCAUUUUAUUUCUUGCAAUGUGCAUCAUAGCACCUGUUGACGAGAGCGGCAGGAAAGGGGGCGAGUCGGAAUCCGGUAAAAAAAGUUGGGCCUUCACAGCUCUCAUUGUAUUCCUGACUUGUAUCUUGAUCUUGACCUCAAUGGGUACUGAAGUGGGUUAUGCCCAAAUGCUGACCACCUACGCUGUGAAAGGACCUCUGCACCUGUCCACAAGUACAGGAAGCUACAUGACUUCAACUUAUUGGGCUGCCUUUACAGCUUCGAGACUCGCGGCCAUAUUUUUGACCAUAAAAUUCAGCAAUUUCAGUUUGAUAGUUUUUGAUGUGGUUUUAACAUUCAUCGGCGGGUUAGUGUUGUUGUUUUUAGCUGCCUCUUAUGAUUGGGCCCUUUGGGUCGCCUCCAUACUUCUCGGGGUCGGGAUAGCCUCUUUCUUCCCAGCGUCCGUCAGCUGGAUUGAACAAUAUAUCAAUGUUACCAAUAAAAUAGCCUCAAUGUUCGCCGUUGGAGCCUCUUUCGGGGAAAUGAUAAUCCCCUACACAAUCAGCUAUUUUAUUGAUGAAAAACCAGAAGUUUUUAUUUAUGUAGUUAUUGUAAGUUGUGUUGUGGCCAUUGUUGUGACUUUUAUUAUGUAUUUAAUUUUAAGAAAAAUUCCUGAUAAAUACACAUCACGGCGAACGAGCUCUGUGAAUGCUGCACGUUCUGGUUCUGUGAAUGCUGCAUAUAAUAACACAGAGAUAUAGUGUAGAAAGUCUAUUAUUUAUAUAUAAAUAUGAAUGUCUGUC